Molecule: messenger RNA, 509 nt
Organism: Spathaspora passalidarum NRRL Y-27907
Lineage: Eukaryota; Fungi; Ascomycota; Pichiomycetes; Serinales; Debaryomycetaceae
Exons: 1
Coding region: 189-380 (63 amino acids)
Source: RefSeq, a predicted model, not a curated record
CGGAUGAUUCAAGCAGUCAUUCAUCGGUUGUGCACCUCCGUGGCAAUGUCCUUUUUUUUCUAUGGUAGAAACACCCCGGGAACAAGGAUAUUUUUUUAAUUUCAGUUUUGAUAGAUCUUUCGGGGGUAUACUUCCGUGGGACAUUAUCUUUGUUUUUUCUUUUUUGAUUUCCUCGGAUUGAAGGUGAAAUGGCUUUUGCCCUACGGCUUAUCUCUAAAUGCUAUCGGGAUCUUUAUCCGUGGGAGGGUACAAACAAAGACGUGGCACAGCUAGAUUAUUUCAGUGAUUGCUCUCGGGUGAAUGCUAUGCCAGAUCCCCCGGGGACAUGUAUGUUUGAAUCCGCUGCCUGUCAUGAACUGUUUAUAUUUGCUUCACAAUAAACGGAUUUGUGUAAAAACUCUUGGAUCACCGUAAUUUCAGGGGACAAUUAGGCAUUACGCAAGAACCAUCUGAUUUUUUCUCUUUCUUAUGUUGAUUGCAACAUGAAACUCAUGAUGUCAUUUUGUCGU